UGUCUGUACCUCUUCUCCGAUCGUGGGAGCCUGGCGGAGGAGUCUCCACCGCUGAAACCUGUAUCACUGUACACUCUUGGUAGCUACGCACCGUGUCCGGUAAACAGCGCAGAGGACGGGAAGGUGAAACGCUCUAUUUUUACUCGCUGUGGAUAUAUAAAGUACUGCUGCCAGCUGGAGGGGGUGACAGUUGGACACAUCCUCAGCGCAGCCAGGCGUUAGAGGCGCUGGUGCCCUGGAGAGAAGCAGGAAGACAGAGGACGACUUCUUUCUGUUUUUAUUGGAGAGAGGAGAAAGAUGCCCAAGCCGAUCAAUGUGCGUGUCACCACCAUGGAUGCUGAGCUGGAGUUUGCCAUUCAGCCCAACACAACAGGCAAACAGCUCUUUGACCAGGUGGUGAAGACAGUGGGUUUAAGGGAGGUCUGGUUCUUUGGCCUACAGUACACAGACAGUAAAGGCUACGUGACAUGGCUCAAGCUCAACAAGAAGGUGACCCAGCAAGAUGUGAAGAAGGAGAAUCCGCUGCAGUUCAAGUUCAGAGCAAAGUUCUUUCCAGAGGAUGUUUCUGAGGAACUCAUCCAGGAGAUCACACAGAAACUCUUCUUCCUGCAGGUGAAGGAGGCCAUUCUGAAUGAUGAGAACUACUGUCCCCCAGAGACAGCUGUGCUGCUGGCCUCCUACGCUGUCCAGGCCAAGUAUGGUGAUUACAACAAAGAUAUUCACAAGCCUGGCUACCUGGCCUCCGACCGACUACUGCCACAAAGAGUUCUUGAGCAACACAAGCUGACAAAGGAACAGUGGGAGGACAGAAUACAGACCUGGCAUGAGGAGCACAGAAGCAUGCUCAGAGAGGAUGCAAUGAUGGAAUAUCUUAAGAUUGCUCAGGACCUGGAGAUGUACGGUGUCAACUACUUUGAAAUUAAAAACAAGAAGGGCACAGAGCUGUGGCUUGGGGUCGACGCCUUGGGGCUCAACAUCUAUGAACAUGAAGACAAGUUGUCACCAAAGAUCGGCUUCCCCUGGAGCGAAAUCAGAAACAUUUCCUUCAGUGACAAGAAGUUUGUUAUCAAGCCCAUUGAUAAGAAAGCACCAGAUUUUGUGUUCUACGCCCCUCGGUUGCGGAUCAACAAGCGCAUCCUGGCGUUAUGUAUGGGAAACCAUGAGCUGUACAUGAGGAGGAGGAAGCCUGACACUAUUGAGGUGCAGCAGAUGAAGGCUCAGGCCAGGGAGGAAAAACACCAUAAACAGAUGGAGAGAGCGCAGCUGGAGAAUGAGAAGAAGAAGCGUGAGCACGCAGAAAAGGAAAAGGAGCGGAUAGAGCGAGAGAAGGAUGAGUUGAUCGAAAGGCUGAGGCAGAUUGAAGAGCAGACACAGAGAGCUCAGAAAGAACUUGAAGAGCAGACUCGCAAAGCGCUGGAGCUGGAGCAGGAAAGGAAGCGAGCAAAGGAGGAGGCAGAGCGUUUGGAGAGGGAGAGGCAGGCAGCGGAGGAGGCCAAGGCGUCGCUGGCUCAGCAGGCUGCUGAUCAGAUGAAGAAUCAUGAACAACUGGCUGCUGAGUUAGCGGAGUUCACUGCCAAAAUUGCCCUGCUUGAAGAGGCAAAGAGGAAAAAAGAAGAGGAAGCAACAGAAUGGCAACACAAAGCUCUGUCAGCACAAGAGGACCUGGAGAAAACCAGGGAGGAGCUGAAGACAGCCAUGACGUCUCCACCAGCACCAGAGCAUGAUGAGCAGGAUGAAACGAACGCUGAGGCGAGCGCUGAGCUGCUCAGUGAUGGCGUCACCAGCCACCGUAGUGAAGAGGAACGCAUCACUGAGGCACAGAAGAACGAACGUGUCAAGAAACAGCUGCAGGCUCUGAGUUCAGAAUUGGCCCAGGCCCGGGACGACACUAAGAAAACGCAAAACGACAUGCUGCACGCUGAGAACGUCAGGGCAGGAAGAGACAAGUACAAAACCCUGCGCCAGAUCCGCCAGGGUAACACGAAGCAGCGCAUUGAUGAGUUUGAGUCCAUGUGAGCUUGGAAUGAAAGGUGGACAUAACGAAGAGGAGGGACAGUUAGUCUCGUUGCCAUGUCAACGCCUCACUUUCCUUUUAAAGCCCAAAACCUGCUGCCACCACGGGAACUCCUGCUUUGUUCUGUCAGGAGAGAGACCAGCUAACAGGCUUUGUAGCUUCUGCCUCGCCAAAGCUCUGCCUAGCAGCGGUUGGCCAAUCACACUUCUACCUGCUUUUUAGAGCUCGACCCCUGCCCCAACAAAGCACAUGUAUUUUAAUCUGUUGGAAAAAUAGCAAGCAACAUAUCCUUUCAAACAUGGACUCCUCCCUUGUACAAUACUGACAAUGUUAAUGCUUGCAUGUAUAAUAAUUAAACAACAACAGGACCAUUAAAUAAAAUGAGACUGGACAGAUUUGGAUGCUUUUACUCAACAAAAUGAAAUGGCCAUUUGUAGCUUUUUGAUGUUGCUGGCAUACUUGUCCAUAAAGCUUUAAUAUCUGUACCUUACUGUUACUUCUUUUGUCAUCAGUUGAACAAUUUAAAUAAUUUGUUAAAAAAAAAAAAAAAAAAAACAUGCCUUAUUUGUCUCAUUCUCUGCCCAUCUAGUAUUACAUUUUGUGUAGGGAAAGUUAGCCUGUUCAGUUCUGCUGUCUGUGUCAUUGAUCUGUUAAUGCUACAUCAACUAACUUAUCUUCUUGAAUGGCUAUCAGUUUGUAAAUGCUCAUUCAAAGAAUUGUGAGCAAAUAGAUGCAAACUAAAUUUGCUUGUUUUUAAUGCAAACUGUGCUGGCAUUCUCCAUCCAUAGAGAUAUUUGUUCAAAUAUAUAUUUUGCCCCACAAUAAAGAAUGAAUUUAUAUUUCCAA
This is a messenger RNA of Lates calcarifer (barramundi perch), 2860 nucleotides long. Its product is annotated as radixin. Lineage: Eukaryota; Metazoa; Chordata; Actinopteri; Centropomidae. The coding region runs from base 298 to 2016 and encodes 572 amino acids. Gene Ontology annotation, molecular function: actin binding; cell adhesion molecule binding. Gene Ontology annotation, biological process: regulation of organelle assembly; positive regulation of early endosome to late endosome transport; positive regulation of protein localization to early endosome. Gene Ontology annotation, cellular component: apical part of cell; plasma membrane; filopodium. The transcript has 15 exons. The record is from RefSeq and is a predicted model, not a curated record.